Lichtheimia ornata is the source of this 1026-nucleotide messenger RNA. RefSeq lists its product as uncharacterized. The transcript is spliced from 5 exons. NCBI's taxonomy places the organism in Eukaryota, Fungi, Mucoromycota, Mucoromycetes, Mucorales, Lichtheimiaceae. The record is from RefSeq and is a predicted model, not a curated record. The coding region runs from base 1 to 1026 and encodes 341 amino acids.
AUGAAGGUCAGCUUUCAAACACCUCCCAAUCCACGCUCAACAGCAAUGGACCUUGAUGCACUCCUUGCCCAAGAAAUUGAAGAGCUGAAUCGUGACACUGAAGAGGAUCGACGAGUCAAAGAAGCUGUCAUUGUCGCUAAACGAGACCCCAACAAGAUUAGUGGUGACGACGAUGAUUCAUCCGACGACGACUUGGUAGAGGCUGGCAUGUAUCCACAUUACUCGGACGACGACGACUAUUAUGAGGACGACUUGGAGUUACGCGACCCUGAGUUGUUUCGUAUUACUGAACGCAACCGACAAAUCCUGCUAGACGACGACCAACACAUGCCAGCUCGCAAAAAGUCCAUAUCAGCUGCUGCACGUCCUCCAGAACUCGUCUUUUCAGAUCCACCCAUGACAGUGACAGAACCCGAUCGCAUCGUCGUCAAUUUUAGUUAUGGCACUUCACCGAAUCGACCCGUAACCAAGUCCAGAAAGUAUCUGAUGGCGUGCGACUUUGGCGAAGAAAGCACUUAUGCAAUGAAUUGGGCCAUGGGAACCAUGCUACGGGAUGGUGAUGAGAUUCAUGUCGCAGCUGUGGUCAACAUUGAAGAUGAUGUGGAUGAUAUGGAUGAAGAUGAGAAAUAUCGUCUUUGGCAAGAGCUUGAUCGUAAAUCCAAGGCUCUGAUAUCUCAAGUGCGCACCAAACUUGGAGAGAUGUUAUUAUUCAAUAUCAAGAUCACAAUCUAUUCCAUUGCAGGACAAACAAAAGAGACCUUGUUGGAUUUGAUUUGCAAUACACCGCUGACCAUGGUUGUCUGUGGCUCAAGAGAGAAGGGUGCCUUUAAAGGGUUAUUGAUGGGUAGUGUUUCAACGUUCCUUGUGCAUAAUGCGCCUGUUCCUGUGUCUGUGGUGCGUCCUCAAAAGAAGGCCAAGAUCAGCAAACGGAAAAUGACAGCUGCACAAAAGCUGAGUCAAAGCGUUCGAAGUGGACAACUCAAAGUCGACGAAGUUGCAGGUGCUGCUCCUAAUAGCCAUACUUGA